Molecule: messenger RNA, 1386 nt
Organism: Pediculus humanus corporis (human body louse)
Lineage: Eukaryota; Metazoa; Arthropoda; Insecta; Psocodea; Pediculidae
Product: class B secretin-like G-protein coupled receptor GPRmth7, putative
Exons: 6
Coding region: 1-1386 (461 amino acids)
Biological process (GO): cell surface receptor signaling pathway
Cellular component (GO): membrane
Molecular function (GO): G protein-coupled receptor activity
Source: RefSeq, a predicted model, not a curated record
AUGUGUCUAGAAAAAAAAAAUAAAUUAAUUCAUUAUUAUUAUUAUUAUUAUUUUAUAGUAAUAUUAAUAAUUGUAUUCACGUGUAACGACAUAACCCUAAUUAAUUGUUUAGAAAAUGUUAAUAAAAAAACAUUUUAUUACGAUGUUGAUAAAUUAUUAAUUAAUAAUAACAACGAUACAGUUAAUAAUAAUAAUAGUAGUGGUAAAAUCGAAGGUGAUGAUGAUGAUGAUUACGUAGAAAUAAAUGAAAAUUUUACGUGGCCUAUCGUAGCUAAAUGUUGCCAAUUAGGUUUUGGAUAUUCUUUUGAUACAAAAUCAACCUGUAUAGAAACAGAUGACGAGUUUAUACCUGAUUUCGAUGAUCGUCCUGAUUAUUUAGAAACGGCUAAAGAAUUACCGAUUGAAUCGAGGUACGAAUAUUACAUUGGAGAUCCUUGUUACGAUGGAAAGUAUAUAUUGGAUGGAUCUACGUAUUCGUACGACGAUUAUAAAAUAUAUUCAAACGGAAGUCUUUUAUAUCUCGAUGAUGUUUAUGAUAAAGAAGAAUUUUGUAUGGAAACCGUUAAUUCCACCCUGAGAGUUUUCAUUUGUUUUGGUAUAAUAAAUCAAAAAACAGAAUUUAAAAAAGAUUUUAAAUUUAUUUUAUAUGCAACAGGAUUGUUAAUAUCAGUGCCUUUUUUAUUAACAACAGCAUUUAUUUAUUUAAGUAUUGAUUUAUUAAGGGAUUUACGUGGGAAAUCAUUAUCCUGUCACGUGAUUUGUUUGGCAAUCGGUUAUUUAUUUUUAGCACUCGUACAAUUAUUUUCAGAUCAAUUAAACGAAGAGAUAUGCAUUGCAUCAGGUUUUCUCAUACAAUAUUUUUUCGUAUCGGCAUUUUUUUGGUUGAAUGCAAUUUGUUACGAUACCUGGCGUUGUAUAAAAAAUGAUUUUUGUUGCAUAUACAAACCGAUAAAUGUCAAAUCUGAAAAAAUAAUGUUUUGUUACUACGUCAUCUAUGCAUUUUACGGUCCUUUAGUACUUUCGAUAGUAUCAUUAAUUAUGGAUUUGGAACCUACCAUACCUGAAUCAUAUUUAAAACCACAUUUCGGAUUUCAUUCUUGUUGGUUUUACUCUGAUGCUGCUGCUUUACCUUAUUUUUACGGACCCAUUGGAGUUUCAGGUAUAACGAUAUUUUAUUUAUUCGUUUUGAGACCUCAAUGCGUACGUAAAGAAGUUAAUAGAAAAAUAAGAAAAUUAUGGAUAAAAAUAAAGACGUGCGAUUUAAAUAAAGAAGAAUCUAAACGUGUUAGUCAACAACAUUGGCAUUCGCAAAACAAUGAAAUGUUAGAUACGUGCUCAAAUCAUGAAAACAAUAAAUUUAUCAAUGUAUCUCUUGAAUUGCAUUAA